ACGCAUCCGGAACAACAGGGCCGGGUCUGCAUUCCUGGAGUUCUCGCGCUAUCACAGCAUAUAGUUGAGUUUUAGUUCGCUGUUUAUUUGUCGCGUGCUUCAGAAAAUGACGGAGGCUGAGCUGUACUCGGUGUAUAAAGGUGUGCACGUGCCGACGCAUUUACACCCUUCAGAAAGUCUGAAAUACUGCGAGGAGUUCACUUUCCGUCCAGACGACAUCCUGAUCGUCACUUACCCCAAAUCCGGCACAACAUGGAUGCAGGAGGUGGUUCCUCUGAUCGUGAGCGAGGGUGAUCUGACUCCGGUGCUGACGGUGCCAAACUGGGACCGAGUGCCAUGGCUGGAGGAGCACCGGGCGAUCCUGCUCAAUCUGGAGCAGAGACCUUCUCCACGCGUCUUUGCGACUCACUUCCAUCACUACAUGAUGAACGAGUCUUACUUCAAAACAAAGCCCAGGGUUCUUUAUGUCAUGCGUAACCCGAAAGACGUGUUCACGUCCUCAUAUCACUACUAUGGAAUGGCCUCAUACCUGGUGAACCCAGGAACCCAAGACGAGUUCAUGGAGAAGUUCCUCGAUGGAAAAAUCAUGUUCGGGUCCUGGUUUGAUCAUGUCAAAGGCUGGAUUAACGCUGAAGAAAAGGAAUCCAUACUGUAUAUUUUCUACGAGGAGAUGAUCGCUGAUCUGAAAGGAUCUGUGGAGAAAAUUGCCAAGUUUCUUGGUAAAUCUCUGAGUCCAGACGUGACGGAGAAGAUUGCUGACCACUGCGUCUUCAAGAGCAUGAAACAAAACAAAAUGUCCAACUUUUCUUUGGUUCCAGAAGAAUACAUGGACCAGAAGAAAUCUGAGUUCAUGAGGAAAGGAAUUGCUGGUGACUGGAAGAAUCUGUUCACUGAAGCCCAAGAGCAGCGAUUUAAUGCCGUUUACAAAGACAAGAUGAAAGAUGUAAUGUUCAAGUUUAUGUGGGACUGAAAAAAUAAUCGUACUUGCUUUUAAUAAGCACAUUAACCCUGUUAUCACAGACAGGUCUAUAACAGAACAUUUGACCUGUUCAAUGUGUGAUGUUUAUUUUAUAUAACUGUCCCUUUUAUGUAUAUCACCGUUUUUUAUAACAAAAUAAUGUUGAACAAAUGCACUAUAAUUACUAAUGUAAUACUGAGGAGUAAUUACUACCUUAUAUAAUAAUAAAUUUGAUUAUAUUCAUAUAUCAUUUAGAUUAAUUUUUAAGCUUUUGUUGCAUUCAUUUUUAUUUGUAAGUCUAAUACAUGCAUAGUUUAUACACAGUGUUGUUAAUUACUCUAAAAACGUAAUUAUUACUAGAUACUAAUUAUAUCUUCAACAGUGUAAUUAGAACUAAUUACUCUCUCUAGGUAUUGCAUUAUUAAUUGCUAAUCACAUUCUAAAUGCUAUAUCAACCUUGACCAGUUGAGCAAUACAAGGAUAGAUAUGAAACUUCUCUUUUAAUUCGUUAAAAUAAAUAAUAGCUAUACAAUUACUUAAAUUAUUCUCGAACUGACUAAAGUAUUUAAAGGGAGAAAAAACAUUCAUUUUAACAUUAGAUGUUAAAUCCACUAUUGUUUGAUGUAGUAUUGUUCUAUAGUUUAUAUUUAAUGCUGGUUACAUCAGAAGCAACUGUAAUUAAAUUACAUUAAA
This is a messenger RNA of Onychostoma macrolepis, 1651 nucleotides long. Its product is annotated as sulfotransferase 2B1-like. Gene Ontology annotation, biological process: sulfation. The record is from RefSeq and is a predicted model, not a curated record. Gene Ontology annotation, cellular component: cytoplasm. Gene Ontology annotation, molecular function: sulfotransferase activity. Lineage: Eukaryota; Metazoa; Chordata; Actinopteri; Cypriniformes; Cyprinidae. The transcript has 6 exons. Bases 107 to 970 code for a protein of 287 amino acids.